GCGGGUCAAGCCACAGUCGUGGCUGUAGCGGGACUGAACUUUGGGGUUGUGAAAUGAGGCUUUACAAGCAACUUCAAGUUGCUGGGGUGUUUCUUAGGGGUGAUGUGCUGUGCCUUGUUAGGGUGGCUCGUGAAAUCACCACGAUUCUCAACGUACUAAGUUGCCAUGAUGGCGCUGCUGCCUCCUCGCUCCCGCGGCUCGCGCUCAGACUGCCAUAGCCGCAAUAUCGCGUCGUGUUUUCCCCGCGCGCUGGUACUCGCCCUCCUCCUCCUCGUGGCGCUUCCUGUCCCUUCUGCCGCGUCACAUCUCGCCUCCAACGCCGCGAUUCCCGGCGGAAAAGGCGACAAGGCAGCGAUGAUCGGCGGGGGGAGCCCCGAUCAGCAGCAUGCCCGCUCGAACCUCCUCGAGACUCGCGCCUCUGCACGCCGCGCCACCAGGCCCAACCUCGCUGACAGCCAGCUGCGUGCGCUGCUGGACCUCAAUGCCGCCUGGCACCUCUGGCCCACCAACUCCAACCGCUCACGCCGCUGCGACCAGUGGGACUACGUGCAGUGCAGCAAGCAGGGCUUCAUCAUCGCCCUUGAGCUGUCUGAUCUUGACAUCAAUGCGACCAUGCCUCUCAAUAUCUUUUCCACCAUGCCUUACCUCAGACGCCUCGUGCUGGCUGGGGACUAUUUUCUCCAUGGCUCCAUCACUCACCUGUCUCUGCCCACCUCCCUGCGCGUGCUGGACGUUUCCGACACAUCCCUAUCUGGUUGGCUGCCAUCCACCAUUAACUCUCUCCCAGCCCUCACACACCUGGACGUGUCUGACACACCCAUAUCUGGCUCGCUGCCAUCCACCAUUCUCUCUCUGUCAGCUCUCGCACACCUAGACAUCUCCGAUUCUUCUAUAUCUGGCUUCCUGCCAUCAAAUCUCAGCCGUCUCUCUGGCCUCACAUAUCUUAACAUCGGUGCAUCGAACAUCACUGGCCGAGUGGAGGACCUCUCGUGGGCCUCAGGCCUCACCAACCUGCACACUCUUGUGAUGGGUCGCAUGCUGGGUGUGACUGGAGACUUCUCAGCUCUCACCUUUCUCACUUCUCUCCAUGCCAUGCAAAGCCUCACCAUCACAGACGUCUCAUGGACUGGCGAGCUGCCUGUGUUGCUCGGCACCCUCACCUCCCUCACUUACCUAGACUUGGACGGCCUGCCUACUACCCAGUUCCCUCGAUGGGUCACAGACUUACCAGCCUUGCGAUACCUAGACGUUGGUCAUUCUCAUAACUACCGUUCUGGAGUGGUGCCUCAAGACCUCUCCCGCCUCUCUCAAUUGCAGCACUUCGAUGCAUCCGGCAAUGGGCUCGUUGGUGCUCUCCCUGAUUACUGGACUGCCUUAAACCACCUCACCUUUCUAUCAGUAUCAGAUAACAAGAUUGAAGGCUCCAUUCCAUCGACAUUCUCUGCCCUUACUGCGCUGAACGAACUGUCGCUUUUAGGAAACAAGAUUGAAGGCUCCAUUCCAGCCACAUUCUCUGCCCUCACCUCGCUAAUCAAUCUACUUCUCAGAGCCAAUCGCUUCUCUGGCCCCAUUCCUCCGUUUCUCGGCUCCCUCACUGGCCUCACGAGCCUGGACCUGUCUGACAACGAUUUCACAGGGGCUAUUCCCGAGACUCUUACAAACCUCACCGGCGUGUCUCAACUGUUCCUCUCUAACAACCAGCUGAUUUCAAGGCUUGAGGUGGUCGAGAAGAUGACAUGGCUCAAUACAUUGGACAUCUCCUUUAACAACUUCUCGAGUGGUUUCCCUGACCUUUCAUCCCUGCCUUCACUCAUGUUCCUCGGGGCCGGAGGCAACCAUUUCCACGGGCCGUUUCCUAAUGUUGUGCUGAAGCUCACCAGUCUUGUGAUGCUGGAUAUUGGGCAGAACGAGCUUGAUGGGCCCAUACCCAGCGACAUAUCCAAGCUCAGCAGUCUGAUGUCUUUACAUCUUAACCACAACGACUUUUAUGGGGAGAACCCUCUUGGUCUCUUCUCCUUGAUGAAUCUCGAUUCCCUGCUUUUGAACAACAACCGUUUCAGUGGGCGUCUGCCAAGCACACUAGUAACAGGGUCCCUUGGCACAUUGAACCUCCAAGGGAACGGGAUAUCGGGCCCUCUUCCUGAUUUCGCACGAUGGAACACCUCUAUACAGGGCUUGCUUCUAGGAGAAAAUAACCUUACAGGGUCUGUACCGCAAUCAAUCAGCACACUAACGACUCUGAACUUGAUAUCACUGGCCAACAACCAGCUAUCGGGGCCCUUUCCUACGGCUCUUACCACCUUGACCAAUCUCGAGGCCAUAGACCUUGCAUUUAACAGCAUCUCAGGCUCCUUACCGGCUGGUCUUGGUGCCCUCGUCAACCUUCGUACGCUGUCUGUGUCUGACAACCAGCUCACGGGGAGACUCCCUCCGUCCAUCUGCAACCUCACUGUGCUAGACACCAUGCUUCUCCGCAACAACUACCUUUUUGGGAGUUUUCCUUCCUGCCUCUUUGAGAACUGUUUGCACAGGAUUGACAUCAGCAACAACAGCUUCUACGGGCCUAUCAACAGCAACUUCCGCAGCAUGAUUCCCGACAGCGAUGCUCUUCUCAACAUCGCAGGCAACUAUUUUUACGGCGACCCCAUGCUCUACGCCGAUGGCUGCCAGUUCUGCCCCUCCAAGAUCAUGCAGCCCCUUGUCUUAACACCAGGGGAUCUCACCUCCCCUUCAGGCGGGCGCUGUGCACCCGAGGGGGUUGGAGGAUAUACUGAAACGACAAUUGCAGGUGCCAACAAGCGGGGCGCAGCGAGUCUGCGUUUGAACUGCUUCACGCUUAGCGCGCAGCUGGAGUGCACGGCAAAUGAGACCAUGUCGCGGGAGCUGGGGCCGUGCGACGGGCACGGAGCGUGUGUGCCACCGCAGGCGGGGGCAGCAGGGGCGGGGUUCACGUGUGAGUGUGACGAUGGAUACGUCACUGCCAAUGGCGCCCUCGGCUCCACCUGCGCCCGCCCUUCUCCGCCCCCCGCUGCAGUGCUCUCCACAGGCGCAGUGGUGGGCAUCGCUGUUGGCUCUGCUGCCGCCUUUGCUCUCCUCCUCGCUCUCAUUGUGGCGAUGCUCUGGCCCAAACAACGCAGAAAAUGGAUCGGCCUGGACGUUUGUCAGGAGUUCAGCAUGGGGGAGAUUCUGCGAGCAACAGACCACUGGUCGAGCGAUAGGGUGCUUGGGAAGGGUGGCUUUGCCACGGCGUACAAGGGGGUUUCGGAGAAAGGGGAGCUGUGGGCCGUGAAGCGCAAUGAGCUCAUGUCCAACGAUUUCGAAAAGGAGGUGCGGGCGAUGGCGUCGCUGUGGCAUGAGAAUGUGGUGCGGCUGUUGGGCUUCUGCCUGCAUCAGAACGUGGAGAGCGGCCAGCAGGAGCAGAUCCUUGUGUACGAGUUCGUGGGCAAUGGGGACCUCAAGUACCACAUCCAUGACACCAAGACCCCACUGUCCCUGCAGCAGCGGUUGCAGCUGGCGGUGGGCGCAGCGGAGGGAGUUGCCUACCUACACAGCUUUGCAACACCCAUCGUGCACCGCGACCUCAAGCCCGGCAACAUCCUCGUGGGGGAACACUUCCAGGCCAAGAUAGCGGACUUUGGGUUGCUGAAGCAGCUGAGCGAUGCAGGAGAGGGGGAUGACCGAACGCGAGUAGCCGGGACUCCAGGCUACGUGGACCCGGAUUACAACCGCUCCCAAGUGGUGUCGGAAAAGAGUGACGUGUACAGCCUUGGCGUGGUGCUGCUCGAGCUGUUGACUGGGCAGAGGACUAUUGUGAGGGGCACCACCGACAGACAUAUUUGUGAAUGGGCAACCUCCAAGGUGCAGGCGUACGAGUUUGGGUUGCUCAAGGACUCGGCUCUGGAUGCCCCGGAGGAUGCGGUGGUGGAGUUUGCCGACAUCGCGCUCGACUGUGUCAAGGUGCCCGGCUCCCGCCGCCCCCUCAUGAAGGACAUCGCACGCCGCCUGCACGAACUCCUCGCCACGUACUGCGAUGAUGAUGAAGUCUCCAAUGCUGACCCCCAGCAUGCUCACGGAGGAAAGGAUGGUGGAGAGUGAGCUGUCAGAGGAACAAAGUGGAGUGUCGACCCAGGUUAGGUCAAAUAGGUGGCACACGUAAUAGGCAAUCUUCACAAACUAGCAUGCCUUGAGUUAAAAAGGCCAAGAUUUCAGUGGCUCUGCUGCGUGUUUCUCUGUUUGUGCUGACUCUUGAGCACUGCAGUUUUACAAGGAGAGCGUUAGAUUCUUUGUUUCAAACUGGCUUCGGUGUUAUCGGCAAUGAGACUACAUGACCGCUGAAAGAACAGGCAGACCCGUCUGAUUUUUUUGUU
This is a messenger RNA of Closterium sp. NIES-67, 4367 nucleotides long. The record is from the annotation of a GenBank genome assembly. Lineage: Eukaryota; Viridiplantae; Streptophyta; Zygnematophyceae; Desmidiales; Closteriaceae.